Boleophthalmus pectinirostris (great blue-spotted mudskipper) is the source of this 2694-nucleotide messenger RNA. Its product is annotated as von Willebrand factor A domain-containing protein 5A-like. NCBI's taxonomy places the organism in Eukaryota, Metazoa, Chordata, Actinopteri, Gobiiformes, Gobiidae. The transcript is spliced from 19 exons. The record is from RefSeq and is a predicted model, not a curated record. Bases 130 to 2472 code for a protein of 780 amino acids.
CUUUACGGUAACACGGAUCCGUCCCAGACUCGUGAGAUCGGGCUCUGAUUUCAUGAAGCCUGCAGUAAACCAUCAGAGCAGCUGUAUUUCUGUCAGAGGUUUCUCAACACUAAGUAAAAUAAAGCGAAAAUGGAGAGGUGUUGCUGUGGAUUGAUUACGCCUGAGAAGCAAGCAGUGCCUCUGCAGAGUGUGGAUGUUCAGGUGGAUGUGAAGGACCAUGUCGCCACAGUGGUGUCAACACUGCUCUACAAAAACAAAGAGGAGAAACCCAUCGAGGCGGUGUUUGUUUUUCCCAUGCCCAGUGAAGCAGCCGUCUGCCAUUUCAGUGCUAAAGUUGGAGAGACUCUUAUCGUGGCUGAGGUGAAAGAGAAGAAACAGGCUCGUGAGGAGUAUGAUGAUGCACUGAGCUCCGGUCAACAGGCCUUUCUAUUGGAGGAGAGCGACCAGAGUCCAGAUAUAUUCUCUAUGAGUGUUGGCAGUCUGUCCCCUGGAGAGAGCGCCUCCAUCAGGCUGGAGUAUGUCACUGAGCUGGAUGUGCAGGCCGAUGAAGCUCUGAGAUUUUGUCUUCCUGCUGUCCUCAACCCUCGAUACCAACCUGCAGGAACAGAAAGCAGCAGUGUGAAAUUGACAUCACUCCCAUCUUCUCUGGUGCCCUAUGAUCUGACCUUUUCGGCCCGAGUCGAGUCACCGCGGUCAGUCUCCAGUAUAGAGUCCAGCUGCACCAUGGACCCGGUGGAGUACCUCAACCAAGAUCAAACUAAGGCAUCGGUGAAACUGGCAGCAGGACACAAGUUUGACCGAGACGUGGAGCUGCUCAUUUAUUACAAAGACAGUCACCAGCCCUCAGCUGUGGUGGAGGCAGGACAGGCCUCAGCCAAACCUGGCUCUAUAAUGGGAGACCCAGCCCUGAUGCUGAGCCUGUACCCGGAGUUCCCCAAAGACAUUAUGUCAUCUGUGUCUUCCUCUGGAGAGUUUGUGUUUCUAUUGGAUCGAUCUGGAAGUAUGGACUGUUCUAUGGGCCACAGAAGAGAGUCAGGGAGUCGGAUUGCCAGUGCACGGGACACUCUGCUGCUGCUGCUCAAGAGCUUACCCAUGGGCUGCUACUUUAACAUCUACAGUUUUGGAUCCACUUUUGAACAAAUCUUUCUGGAGAGUGUGGAGUACAGCCAAAAGACAAUGGAGGAGGCUCUGAAAAAGGUGGAAAAGAUGGAGGCUAACCUGGGAGGAACUGAGAUUCUGGCUCCUCUAAAACGCAUUUACAGUCAGGGCUGCAUCCCCAACCAGCCCAGACAGCUGUUUGUCUUCACUGAUGGAGAAGUAGAAAACACCAAAGAAGUCAUCAACCUGGUCAAGUCUAAUGCAGGCUCUCACAGGUGUUUUUCUUUUGGGAUUGGAGAAGGAGCCAGUUCUGCUCUUAUCAAGGGUUUGGCCAAAGAAGGAGGAGGACACGCCCAGUUCAUCACUGGAAAUGACAGGAUGCAACCCAAAGUGAUCCAGUCUUUGCGCUUCGCCAUGCAGCCAGCAGUGGUGGACAUCUCUGUGAAAUGGGACCUGCCCAAAGGGGUGUCUGCCUCUGUGCUGUCCCCACCUCUCACAUCCAUUUUCCAGGGACAACGGUCACUGCUGUACGCCCAACUCACUGGACAGAGCAAAGAGGGAGCAGAGGGCUGUGUGACUGUCAAGUACAGCCUGGCAGGACGUCCCACUGAGAACAAGCUCAACUUCAGCCUCAAACCAGCGGAGGACACUGGACUCACAGUGCACAGGCUGGCAGCACGCUCUCUCAUUCGAUCUCUGGAGCAGGAGCAAGAGGGCGCUAGAGGACAGAAAGACGACGCUGUGAAGAAGAAAAUCAUUGAUCUGAGCGUCCAAUCAGGAGUCAGCAGCUCCUUCACUGCCUUCAUCGCCGUGAACAAAACCAGCGGAGAAGCCAUUCAAGGCCCUCUGCUGAGAAGAGAUGUCCCUUUACCAAUGUCCAGAGUCAUGUUCCUCAAAAAGAAGUUUUCCAUGGGAGUGAUGGUUUGUAGUGUACCUCCUGGAACUUUUGAUGGGGCUUUAAAUACGUGUGAUGAUGUGGAGAUGAAUGAGGAUGAGUCUUCAGAAGAUGAUCUUGGGUUUGACUUGCCUCCCUCACCCAAAGUGCAGCGGGACCCUCUGCUGCAGGUGGUGUCCCUGCAGAAGGCUUCAGGCUGCUGGGAGUUAGAACCAGCUCUGGCCCAAGCCCUGAGCAAGACCAGCCAAGACCUGGAGAGCAAACUGCCUGCAAUGGUAAAGAAAGAAGUGUGGGCCACCAUUUUGGCUCUGGUCUGGCUUCAUGGUCUGAAAGCUGAUGCUAAGGACGAGUGGGAGCUGUUGGUCAUGAAGGCUGUGACAUGGCUGCGCUCACAGAACGCUCAAGGCCUGAGUGAGUGUGUGGAAGCUGCCAAUGCUCUUCUGGGGUGCACUGUUCAGAAAGAUGCACUGGGACUCUAGAUCUACUUUGUUUAUUAAACUGCUCAUUUAAAGGAAAAUGCAAAAUUGAGGUGUUCUGCAAAUGUGCCUUAAAUAAAGUACAAUGUGUCUUUACAUCAUUAAUACAAGUGUUAGCCAUGUUCCUGCCAUGUUACCAUGUUGUGAUAGGGUAUUUUUUUUUUCUUUGCACAUGUUUCUUUUGUAUGCUCCAAUAAAUGAAUUAAUAAAAGUCUCUAAAAUGUU